Molecule: messenger RNA, 2766 nt
Organism: Gossypium raimondii (Peruvian cotton)
Lineage: Eukaryota; Viridiplantae; Streptophyta; Magnoliopsida; Malvales; Malvaceae
Product: protein TPX2
Exons: 17
Coding region: 154-2457 (767 amino acids)
Biological process (GO): mitotic spindle assembly; regulation of mitotic spindle organization; activation of protein kinase activity
Cellular component (GO): nuclear microtubule; mitotic spindle
Molecular function (GO): microtubule binding; protein kinase activator activity
Source: RefSeq, a predicted model, not a curated record
CAACGUUUAAGUGAACUUCCUUCCAUUUCCUUUUAAUUUACUACCAAAAAAACAACAGAUUUUCAGAAAAAAUCCCCUACCGAUAAUCCCUUCACCGAUUCAACCCCACCUCCCCUUCCCCCAAGAGUGAGAAUCUCUCCGUUUUGGAAUCCGAUGGAGGUAUCAACGGAAACGGCAACGGCAACGGCAACGGUGAUUGACGAGUUAUAUGAGUUCUCGGCGCCGUGUUUCUUCGAUUUCACGAAAGGGGAAUCGGAAGAAGAAAUACGUGAUGCCGAGCUUUGGUUCGAAACCGCCUUAACCUAUGCACCUUCUCCUUUUAUGAUUAGAAUCAAGGCUGGUAAUAGAACCUUUCGAAUCGAGAGUCUCUGCAAUUUCAGUGAAGAAGAUCAAAUGCAGAAGGCAUCGGGAUCAUCGGAUGCAACAGCUCCUAACAGUAACUUAGAAGAUAAGCCUCAAGCGGAGCAGGUGCCUGAUAAAGUAAAGGAAGAAGCUAAACCCCCUGAGGCCAAGGUUGAAAUCAAACAAAUUGUCACCAAGAUUGCUAAUGAUAAUAAAGAGAAGGAAAACAUAGGGAUCGUAGGUGCUCAAGAAAAUGAAAGUGCCCUAGCCAAUAAAUCACAUUUAAAUGGUCUUGGUGGUGAAGAGAAAAGCAAAUCCACUGUGCAAGUAGAUACUGAAGCUUGCACUCCUAAACCAUUGAUGAAUUCUCAGAAAAAACUGGUGAGCGACAAGAAGCAUCAGACAGCUAAAAAGAUAGCUAGUACAAUACGGAAUUCGUCAAUGUUGAAGCCGAAAAAUGGCAAUGCUGGAACACCUAAUUUGGCUCAAGAAAACCAAGCCGUUAAACGUCAGAAACUAGAUGGAGGAAGAUCUAGACAGAUCCUAAAUGUAAAGCCCCACAACUUGCCCCACAAGUCAAAGCUUGGCCUUACCAGUGGUAGUUCCAACUUGUGCUCUUCUACUGCCCAACCUUCCAACAAAUUGGACAGAAAGGUUUAUGUUCGAGAACAAGCAGCACCAUUUGUUUCAAUGGCAGAAAUGAUGAAAAAGUUCCAAUCAUGUACCAGAGAUUUGUCACGUCCUCACAGUUCAUCAAAUGAUAAUGCUGCUACUGUUCAGAUGCCAUUGCUCAGAUUGACAAGGCCUAAAGAACCCGAAUUCGAAACAGCACAGAGAAUGCGUCCGGUUGCGGUGAAGAGCACCGCAGAGCUUGAGGAAGAAAUGAUGGCUAAAAUUCCGAAGUUCAAAGCAAGACCAUUGAACAAAAAGAUUUUUGAAGCUUCAACACUACCUUCAUUACCAAGAAGUACUCCGAAGACACCAGAGUUUCAGGAAUUUCACUUUGAGACAAUGGCUAGAGCAAGUAAGAAUGCAGAGACAUCUUCAGUAGCUUCAACAGAAGUGUCUCGCCAGAAUACUCAAUGGAAACCUCAUCUCACAGAACCUAAAACCCCGGUGCUUCAAACAUCUCUAAGGGCAAGACCUAUAACGGUCAAAAGUUCUAUUGAACUUGAGCAGGAGGAACUUGAAAAAGCUCCUAAAUUUAAGGCAAGGCCAUUGAAUAAAAAGAUAUUUGAGAGCAAAGGAGAAUUGGGAAUCUUCUGUAACACAAAAAAACAGGUGACUAUACCUCAAGAAUUCCAUUUUGCAACACAUGAGAGAAUUCCACCACCACCAGCAGUUUUUGAUUUAUUUGAUAAGCUGUCUCUGAAAUCAGAAUCUAGCCAUGAUCCAAUUCCAAGAAACACCAUUCCCAAUCCAUUCCAUCUCCAAACAGAGGAAAGAGGUGCUGAAAAAGAAAAGAAGUUCGUGAUGGAAAUUAUAGAGAAGCAGUUUGAAGAAGAAAGAGCCAGGGUUCCCAAGGCUAAUCCAUAUCCAUACACCACUGACUACCCUGUGAUACCUUCAAAACCCGAACCAAAACAAUGUACAAAACCAGAACCGUUCCAGUUGGAGAGUCUGGUUAGGCACGAGGAGGAGAUGAAAAGAGAGAUGGAAGAAAGGCAGAGAAAGGAGAAAGAAGAAGCUCAGAUGAGGAUCUUUAAGGCUCAGCCGGUUCUAAAAGAGGAUCCAAUUCCUGUUCCUGAAAAGGUUCGCAGGCCUCUAACACAAGUGCAAGCAUUCGACCUCCAUGUCAAUCAUCGAGCAGUGGAUAGAGCGGAAUUCGAUCAAAAAAUUAAAGAGAAAGAAAUGGUUUACAAGAGAUUCAGAGAGGAAAGUGAGGCUGCUAGAAUGAUUGAGGAAGAGAAAGCAUUGAAGCAACUAAGAAGGACAAUGGUUCCCCAUGCUAGGCCUCUUCCCAAGUUUGAUCAUCCUUUCUGCCCACAAAAGUCUUCCAAGGAAACAACAAAACCGAAACCGCCACAUCUACGAGUUCUCCAAAGAAUAGAAAGGAAGAAAAGGAUCAGUUCAUUUGCCACACCAACUUCGAGUCCUGCCACUCUUAUGAGGUGAUUUUGGUUUAGGGAAACCAAGUCAUCUGGCAGGCGGCGUCACGGUGGAGGGGAUUGUUCAAGAACUUUUGAACCCCUUGUGAAAUCAAUUCAAGAACUUUGAACCCCUUGUGAAAUCAACUCAUGAUCCAUUAACUAUGACAGUUUGCAGUUUGCAGAUUCAUUUGUGUAACUAUGUACACUUUUUGAACUCAUAUGUACUUGAAAUUUCAGUAGUGAAGAACAAUGAAAGACUCCAAAACAUUCUUUUGUUACCAUUUUAAGUCAUGCAAACAUGACACGUUUUAAUAGACAUGGAAUGUUAUACGUA